Macroventuria anomochaeta is the source of this 876-nucleotide messenger RNA. RefSeq lists its product as uncharacterized. Bases 1 to 876 code for a protein of 291 amino acids. NCBI's taxonomy places the organism in Eukaryota, Fungi, Ascomycota, Dothideomycetes, Pleosporales, Didymellaceae. The transcript is spliced from 2 exons. Gene Ontology annotation, molecular function: nickel cation binding. The record is from RefSeq and is a predicted model, not a curated record.
AUGACUUCUUCACCUCCGAGCCAGCAAUCUCUCCAAGAUAAGAUCGCUGACCUCGAACGGCGUCUUCGUGAUGCCAAAGCACAAUUAAACCAACAUCACGGUGUGGCACCGCCGCACACAACUGACAAUGGGGCAGCCCUUCACGCUCUGCUUCUGCUGUCCGACUCGGCGCUCCCACUGGGCUCUUUUGCCUUCAGCAGCGGCCUCGAGUCGUACCUAGCACACCACAAGCUCUCUCCGCCGUCUGCGUCACAGCUUCCGUUGUUCAACACCUUCCUCCGGCUGUCAUUAUCCACCCUCGCGAGCACCGCGCUCCCAUAUGUACUCGCAGGCUACCGCAAUCCAGAGGAGAUCGAAACGCUCGACAACGACUUCGAUGCAAGCACACCCUGCACAGUUGCGCGACGAGCCAGCAUAGCGCAGGGUCGAGCGCUGCUCGCUGUGUGGGACCGCAGCUUCAAGACGCAAUACAAGAGCGCUCUAGGCAACGCAGAUGCACCAGAGGGCAAACAAGCAGCCAUUGACGCUUUGACAGCCUUCUCUGCCGCCCUGCGUACCUCGCCGCAUGCCAAUGCCCACUACGCACCGCUCUGGGGCUUGAUCACGCGCAUCCUCGCCGUCCCUCUGCACGAAGCCGCAUAUUUGUUCCUCUUCUCACAUGCACGUACGGUCAUGAGCGCUGCCGUGCGCGCGAGCGUGAUGGGCCCGUAUCAGGCGCAGGCGUUGCUGGCGAGUGCAGAGCUGCAGGACAGGAUACGAGGACUUGUGGAUGAAGGGUGGCAGCGCAAAGUAGAGGAUGCUGGGCAGAGUGUGCCAGUCAUGGACCUGUGGGUUGGUCGGCAUGAGAAGCUGUAUAGCCGCAUCUUCAACUCAUGA